Scophthalmus maximus (turbot) is the source of this 2990-nucleotide messenger RNA. It is a transcript of the gene sgk2a, whose product is annotated as serum/glucocorticoid regulated kinase 2a. Gene Ontology annotation, molecular function: protein serine/threonine kinase activity; ATP binding. Gene Ontology annotation, biological process: protein phosphorylation. The record is from RefSeq and is a predicted model, not a curated record. NCBI's taxonomy places the organism in Eukaryota, Metazoa, Chordata, Actinopteri, Pleuronectiformes, Scophthalmidae. The coding region runs from base 261 to 1349 and encodes 362 amino acids. The transcript has 13 exons.
GCCCCUGAGGCAUGUAGCCCCGCCCCUGAGUUACGCCCACGCAGGUGUUUAAAAGUCAGGAACUCUCCAUCAAUGAUUCACUGUGCCGCAGCCCGUCAGAAGUGACCUGAGACCGGCUCCUCUGCUCGGACUCUGCUCCUCACCGCCUGCACACAGCAUCUUGUUUCUUACAAACCCGAAUUACCGGAUCCCGUGGAUCCUCGGGGGGUGUCACACUGAGGUCAGCAGUGGAUUUGGUGGGAGUGGAAUGGAUAAAAGCCAUGGCAGACUGUAAACUGCAGUCUCCACCGUCCUCCUCCGCUCAUGCUGAUGUCAACCUGGGACCCUCGGCAAACCCACAUGCCAGGCCCACUGACUUUGACUUCCUGGCUGUCAUUGGGAAAGGGACCUUUGGAAAGGUCCUGCUCGCCAAGCUCAAAGCCGACAGCAAAUUCUACGCCGUCAAAGUGCUGCAGAAGAAAGUCAUCCUGAAGAAAAAAGAGCAAAAGAACAUCAUGGCAGAGAGAAACGUGCUGCUGAAGAGUCUGAAUCACCCGUUUCUGGUUCGGCUCCACUACUCCUUCCAGACCCCAGAGAAACUCUACUUUGUCCUCGACUACGUCAAUGGAGGAGAGUUGUUCUUCCACCUGCAGAGAGAGAGAUGCUUCUCUGAGCCCAGAGCGAGGUUCUACGCCGCCGAGGUAGCGAGCGCUAUCGGCUACCUUCACUCUCUCAACAUCGUUUACAGAGAUCUGAAACCAGAGAAUGUUCUUUUAGACUCUCAGGGCCACGUGGUGCUCACAGAUUUUGGGCUGUGCAAAGAAGGUGUAGAGCCGGAAGGAACGACCUCGACUUUCUGUGGGACUCCAGAGUACUUGGCUCCAGAAGUUCUUCGUAAGGAACCAUAUGACAGGACAGUGGACUGGUGGUGUCUGGGAGCGGUUCUCUAUGAGAUGAUCUACAGUCUGCCGCCGUUCUACAGCCGCGACGUCGGUGAAAUGUACGACGGGAUCCUGCACAAGCCGCUGCCGCUGCCUCAGGGGAAGUCUCACGCCGUCUGCUCCCUGCUGGUGGGGCUCCUGCAGAAGGACCAGCACAGGCGCCUCGGGGCCAUCGCCGACUUUUUAGAAAUAAAGAACCACACCUUCUUCUCUCCAAUCAACUGGGACGACCUCGACCACAAGAGAAUCACUCCUCCUUACAACCCGAAUGUGAGAGGCCCAGCUGACACUCAGCACAUUGAUCCAGAGUUCACCAGAGAAAUGGUUCCUAACUCAGUGAGUCGCACCCCGGAGCUCAACGCCAGCACCAGCUGCAGCAACGCCUUCAACGGCUUCUCCUUCGUCGCCACCGAGGACAGCUUUCUGUGAGACUCAUCUCUCUUAAGAUUAUUUUUGUUGGGCUUUUUUCCGCCUUUAAUUUGACAGGACAGCUAGGUGAGAAAGGGGGGAAGACGUGCAGGAAAUCGUCACAGGUCGGAUUCGAAACCUGGACCUCUGCAUCGAGGAAUAAACCUCGAAGUAUAUGCGUGUGCCCGCUCUAUCCACCGAGCCCCCCCGGCCACAAGAGACUCAUCUCUCUUGAGGUAGCUAGAGAUCUCGUGGAAACAAGAGCUCCUCAAGUGCUAUGGUAACCACCACAGACGUCCCACAGUGCAUCUGUCAUGAUUGACUAAUUUCCAGAUUCUCCCUCUUGGGAGUGUGGCUUAUAUGAAACAGUUGGCAAAUUAAAGGGGAAAAAAACUACCCAAAUUGUCUCGGUAAGGUUGUGGGCCACCACGAGCCCUUCAGUGUCUGAACUCUGCUGGAGAGGAGGACACCAUUUUUCCAAAAUAUAAUCCCUCAUUUGAUUUGGAUGUUGAUGGUGGAGAACGUUGCCUAACAAGUUGGUCCAGAAUCUCCCAUAUCUGUUCAAUCGGGUUGAGAAGGACAUAGCUUGUGUUUCACUUAAUUUUUUCAUGCUCAUCAAACCUUUCCGUGACCCAUCGUGCAUCAUGGUUGGGGCCGUCGUCGUGCUCUUCUUCCACUGGUUUUUCAGGUUUUUCCUUUAAGUUAUCACCUGUCUGUGUGUGCACCUUUUUAGCCGCGACGUUUUCCCAGGCCUGCCCUCAGAGAAGUUGCGGCGGAUCUUACCAAAUAUACAGGGCCAUAGAAAGUGGGAGCAUCCUUUUUUUUUUACAUCUGCAGAGGAAUGAAGAACGUGUGAUGCUGGAGUUACACAAAAGUUGUUUUAUAAUAACUUUAAACACAUCUGUGCACAUUGUGUAGGUUAUGUUGUUUAUGUGGUUUGCUAUGUGAAUUGUGCUUCUGUUUGAUGCAUUGGAACUGUGGAAGGUCCUCACAUGUUUGUCUGGAGACUAUUACAGCCUGUAGAUAUCAGACAGUGAGAGUAAUUCGUCAGGCUAAAACAUGUUCACGUUGUUAUGAAAAUUCUGUACCUAACAUCUGUAAAUACUCAGUAGCGAGAGGAUUUUAUCCGUGCAAACCAUGAAGUGCCUCUCUGUUUCAGAAAUGACUGGCAGUGACGGGAGACGCAGACACUGCAUCUUCUUUUAAUUAUCUCCAUUAUAUAUGUGUUUUUGCGUCUGAUAUUAAAGAAGCACCAAUUCCUGAAUAUAACAUGUUAUUAUUUACCUCUUUGGUUUUGUUUAAAGUUUUCAUUUCGCAGAAUACCCUAUCAGAUGCUUUUCUAUGACACUGAACACACUGAUGGGGAAAUAACAGUAAAGACGGCUUUAAUUGUGUCCUUUUUACAUGGUGUCAAUUCUAAAUAUAAAAACUCUCAGGGACAAAACGCUGAUCUGACUCUCCUGGUUCACCUUUUUGCCUUCUAAAACUGUAACCCUGCAUGACAAGCUGUCAUUCCCUGACUGAUUCUGUAAACAGAGAGCUGACAUCACGCUGCCAGCAGCAGCAGCAUCAUUAAGAGCUGACGACAGCAGAAGGAAAACAAUCUGUGUGUGUGUGUGUACAUAGAAAACUUGUUAAUAAAUCAGACAGCUGUCAAAACAU